Saccostrea cuccullata (small rock oyster) is the source of this 2028-nucleotide messenger RNA. RefSeq names its product galectin-4-like. The transcript is spliced from 7 exons. NCBI's taxonomy places the organism in Eukaryota, Metazoa, Mollusca, Bivalvia, Ostreida, Ostreidae. Gene Ontology annotation, molecular function: galactoside binding; carbohydrate binding. The coding region runs from base 88 to 1032 and encodes 314 amino acids. The record is from RefSeq and is a predicted model, not a curated record.
AACCAUUCAUUGACAUUGUUCAAACGUCAAUAGAAUCUAGGACAGUUUGAGGAAGGAAUUCAAAUUGCGGAUUUCCUAGCGUACAAUAUGACACAGACAAUAGGAAGAGUUGAUAACCCGCUCUUGCCAUUUGAUGGAGAUAUUCCAGGUGGGCUUCAGUCAGGAAAACAAGUCUUCAUUCAGGGAAGCAUCCCUUACACAGCUGAGGGAUUUGCGGUUAAUUUUAAGUGUGGGAGUGGAGACAGUGCAGACAUAGCCUUUCACUUCAAUCCCCGCGUCAGUCAGAACUGUGUUGUACGGAACACAUUACAGAAUGGUCACUGGCAGAAAGAGGAGAGACAUGGCGGAAUGCCAUUUCAAAAAGAAAAACCAUUUGAAAUCAUUUUCUUGGUGCAGGACAGUCAUUUCAAGGUAGCAGUGAAUGGAAAACAUUUCACAGAAUACCAACACAGAAUCCCAUUACACAGAAUACAAAGACUUCAGAUUCCACCAGGGGCAUCCAUCUUCUUCAUCAGAUAUGAUGCUCCAUAUAGUUAUUCACCACCCAGUAUGAGCUACCCUUCAAAUGCCAGCUAUCCUUCACAGAUGCCAGCUCCUAUCUACAACCCUCCCAUCCCAUACAUGGGCCUGAUUCCCCCUUGUGGUCUUCAAGUGGGCAGACUCAUCCAGAUUUCUGGAAUAACCAGAGCAGUAGACAGGUUCACAGUAAACAUCCAGGAAAGCCCAGCUGGAGCUACUGACAUAGCAUUUCAUUUUGAUGUCCGAUUCAACUGCGGAAAUUGCGUGAAUGAAAUUAUCCGUAACAGUUUGAGCGGAGGAACCUGGGGGCCAGAGGAGAGACAUAAGCCGUAUUUCCCCUUCAGACCACAGGCCAAUUUCGACAUGAUGAUUCUGUGUGAUUCUCAUGCAUUCAAAGUUGCUAUAGAUGGGAAACACUUCGUUGAGUUCCAGCACCGUCUCCAGCCUUUGGGUCGUUUCCAGUAUCUCGGUAUCCUUGGUGACAUCAAGGUCACACAGAUUCGAUUUCAGUGAGCAGAAGGAAGGACCUGUCUAAAGAUCAAAAACAGUACAAAGAACUUUUCAUAAAAUGUGAUUUCUCCACAAAAACAAGAAAAAGUUAGUUCAUGCAUACUAAUUCAUUUGGAUUAACAAUUUAUGAUCAAUUUGCUUCAUUUUAGUCAUUUAAAUCUAGCAGAUUUGUAUUGCUUAUUUUUCUUCCUGCUUUCUGUGUAGUGUAUUUUACAUUUAACCUUAUUUACCUUUUUGCUAAUCAUAUAUUGGUUUAUUGGAUUUUGUCUGCAUGUUCAGAGAUUUUCUUGCUUAUGUGUAUAGCCACUCCUUGCCGUAAUAUAAUAGCUCUUAACUGUUUUGUCAUUGUUAACUUUGUAACCAUUUUCUUGACCUUGGUAUAUUGGACCAUCAUCAAAUAUGGUAUUGUACACUGUCUCAAAGUUAUAUUGGAACAAUAAUUAAUAAAGUAAAAGUUAACAAAGAAUAGAAAUACAAAAAAAUGUAGUUACUUUGUACAGGGACAUUUUCACCCACUAUUUUAUUUUUGCCCCUUUCGUCUUAUUCUUAAGUGGUGAAAUUUAAAACAGGGGGAAUUCAAAGAACACAGUAUAAGUUUUUUAAAAUAGAAUUGUAACUGAGCAAAAUUAAAAUGAGACAAAAUUGUUUGGUAGUGUGAAAGGGCAAAAGUGACAAGGGAAAAAUAACUCUGUACAUGUAUACAGUAAAUUUCAAAUUUGAUGUCUGAUUUAUAUGCAUAUAUAUAAAUGUAUGUUGUGAAAUUCUUUAUAUUUGAUUUGUUACGAUUCUUAGUAGGCUGUGACAAAUUGGACACUUUCUUUUAUAUUAUGGCAUUUUAAUUCUGCAAUGGAAAUGAAUUUUGAUUUUUAUAUUGAUAAAAUAUACAUGUAUGAGCAUUGGUGUAGAGACCUUAAGAUUGAGUACUAAUUGUUUUAUCUAACAGAUAACUAGGUUGUGAGAACUGAAUUAUCCAGAGAAAAUAAAGCUUUUUUGAUUUAA